Messenger RNA from Humulus lupulus (European hop), 1035 nucleotides. RefSeq lists its product as uncharacterized. Bases 1 to 1035 code for a protein of 344 amino acids. Lineage: Eukaryota; Viridiplantae; Streptophyta; Magnoliopsida; Rosales; Cannabaceae. The record is from RefSeq and is a predicted model, not a curated record. The transcript has a single exon.
AUGGACUAUUUCGACACUUUCUCGCAUGUUGCCAAGAUGGUGACACUAAAGUUUCUCCUUGCCAUCUCUACUGUAAAACAGUGGCAUACUCUUCAAAUUGAUAUUAACAACGACUUCCUUAAUGGUGAUUUAAAUGAAGAAGUCUAUAUGUCCCUUCCCAGAGGCCUUACUGUUUCUCACUUUCCUUGUGCAGGUCCACCUCUAGUUUGCAAACUCAACAAGUCAAUCUAUGGCCUCAAACAAUCCUCUCGCCAAUGGUACACAAAACUAUCAGAUGCUCUACUCUCCGCUGGCUUUAAACAAUCACAAGCAGAUUACACUCUCUUCACACGGGGACAAGAUCAACACUUCAUUGCUCUACUUGUCUAUGUAGACGACAUCAUCGUAGCCGGACCAAAUCUUAAGAUACUCCAUCAACUUCAGGACUCACUUCAUGCUCAUUUCAAACUUAAGGCUCUCGGUACACUCAAGUACUUCCUUGGUUUCGAAAUUGCUCGCUCCAAACAUGGUUUGUUCCUCUCACAAAGACAGUACACCAUCACUCUACUUGAAGAGACACGGUAUCUAGGCAGCAAACCUGCUAAAACGCCUAUGGAUCCUAAACUAAAGCUCGACAAAGUACAAGGCGAACCUUUAGCAGAUCCCUCUCAGUAUCGACGACUCAUUGGACGUUUGCUAUACUUGACGCUUUCUAGACCAGAUAUCACCUAUUUGGUUCAUACAUUAAGCCAAAUCAUGUAUGCUCCUCGUACCACUCAUCUACAAGCAGUCCACCACUUGUUACGAUUUCUGAAAGGCAGCCCUGGACAAGGCUUACUCUAUUCUCCUACUUCUUCUCCUCACCUCCGAGCAUUCUCCGACUCAGACUGGGCUUCUUGCUCUCUUACAAGGUGUUCAACUACAGGUUUUUGCGUGUUUUUAGGAGAUUUUUUGGUGUCUUGGCGCACCAAGAAGCAACCUACAAUCUCCAAAAGUUCUGCUGAAGUAGAAUAUCGUGCUCUAGCUGCCACCGCAAGUGAACUCACGUGGUUGUAG